Eptesicus fuscus (big brown bat) is the source of this 883-nucleotide messenger RNA. Its product is annotated as kallikrein-7-like. The transcript has 5 exons. Gene Ontology annotation, biological process: proteolysis; positive regulation of antibacterial peptide production. Gene Ontology annotation, molecular function: serine-type endopeptidase activity. Bases 43 to 813 code for a protein of 256 amino acids. The record is from RefSeq and is a predicted model, not a curated record. NCBI's taxonomy places the organism in Eukaryota, Metazoa, Chordata, Mammalia, Chiroptera, Vespertilionidae.
GGCCGUUCCUCUGUGGCAGCCACAGAGGCUCAGACAGGACACAUGGCAGGUCCCUUUCACCCAACCCUGCUGCUCCUACUGCUGUCCUUAGCCCUGGGAUCUGCUGGACAAGAAGCCCACGGAAACGGGGAAAGGAUUAUUAAUGGAGUUGUAUGUCCAAGAGGCUCCCAUCCCUGGCAGGUGGCCCUGUAUUACAACAAUACAUUGCAGUGUGCAGGUGUGCUGAUCAACAAGUGGUGGGUGCUCACCGUCGCCCACUGCCAGAUGAGUGAUUAUAUUGUGCAAAUGGGCAGUGAUCUUCUGGUUGGUGGGCGUGCCCGGAAAAUCAACGCUACAGAGUCCUUCGUCCACCCAUGGUAUGACAACCGCACCGAUGAUCAUGACAUCAUGCUUGUGAAGCUGAGCAGCCCGGCCAGGCUCUCGCGCAAUGUGAAGAAAAUCAACCUACCGUCCAGCUGCAAAGAACCUGAGACAAGCUGUACUGUCUCUGGCUGGGGCAUCACCACCAUGGUUGAAGGAGCAACAUUUUCAUCGGAGCUCAUGUGCUCAGAUGUCAGCCUCAUCACCUACCCGGAAUGCAAGUUGUAUUAUCCUACCGCGUUGAAAACGUACACGAUCUGUGCUGCUCCCCCAUUUGGGCUCGGCUACCCCUGCACAGGCGACUCCGGGAGCCCGCUGAUUUGCGAAGGUUCCCUGCAAGGCCUGGUGUCUGCCGGAUAUUACCCUUGUUCACUGCCAUUUGAGCCAGUGGUAUACACCCGCCUAUGCAUGUACCGCAAAUGGAUAUCUGAUACCAUGAAAACCAAUUCCUAAUCUCUCCAUGCUUUCAUCCUCCAUCCCUAUGCCCUGAACUGGAACUUCCCAGAAAUAAAGACAUCCAUGA